AUGCCACGACGUCGUGGUGCCGGCGGAGGUGGCUUCGGUCUGGCAAGCCUCCGUCGGGAACUUCACCUGCACAACCUAUUCCGCGACACGCCGCGACGGUCCGCCACGCCGACGACGUCGUUGACGUCGGCGUCGCCGCAGUCGCUCAGUGUGAAUACGACGUUCAGUCACGGCGGCGCGGCACCUUCGGAUGGCGGUCACCUGGCUCCUUCGGCGUCUGGAAACGUGCACGCGCGACGCGAGUCAUUCCUCUACCGGCCUUCGGAUGACCCACGUGAGCCAACCGUUCGACCUGUCAGCAGAGCUUCUUCUAUCGCCUCCAACGAACACGGGUCAGUUCCAUCUCAGCUUUUCAGUUUAAUUCAUGUUUUUGUUUAGUUUUUUUUUGUCCUUCCAAGUAGGGUUGCUCUUGGAGUUCACACCUUGAUUUUCGUUUUUUGUGAGCCUUUAAUUAGUAGGUUUUGAGAAUCAAGAUCAAAAUGCCUUAUUAGCCUUAUGCUUUAUUGCUUACUAGUUUUCAAUGAAUUUUUUUUAAAUUCAUUCAUCUUCUGACAGUUUUUGUCGCUCUUUUUCUUAACGUGUUGUCUAAUUGGAUGCGCAUUUUUGAUAAGGGUCAGUGUUAGGUUUACUUUGUAAGAUUGGAGCAACUUGGCCAUUAUGAGUGGUGUACGUUGACCUCUGAGGACGACUUGCAAGCAUUCCUCAAUGGAAUUCUCCAUUGGGUAGGAGGUGGCACUCAUCUCUGCAUUUUGAAUUGCUCCUCGCGCCGGCGUUGUUUUUCGGCCGCGGUUGGCGUUAUCCCUACGCCUUGUGCUUCCGUUUCUGCUUCCAGCCUCAACUCUCCGUCUCGAAAGCGCCACCGAACGAAUGA
This is a messenger RNA of Caenorhabditis auriculariae, 871 nucleotides long. The record is from the annotation of a GenBank genome assembly. Lineage: Eukaryota; Metazoa; Nematoda; Chromadorea; Rhabditida; Rhabditidae.